Diuraphis noxia (Russian wheat aphid) is the source of this 1879-nucleotide messenger RNA. It is a transcript of the gene Tgt, whose product is annotated as tRNA-guanine transglycosylase. The record is from RefSeq and is a predicted model, not a curated record. Gene Ontology annotation, molecular function: tRNA-guanosine(34) queuine transglycosylase activity. Gene Ontology annotation, cellular component: cytosol. NCBI's taxonomy places the organism in Eukaryota, Metazoa, Arthropoda, Insecta, Hemiptera, Aphididae.
UGUAUACUUUAGUCUGUAUUCUAUGAAAACAUUUUAAUGUUUAUUGUGUCAUUUAAAUUUUUUUCUGUUCAUACCGUAUUCCAAACACACUUUUGAUUACACAUGAAUUUAUGUAAAUAGAUUCAAACCAAAACUUACCAAAACAUAGCAAGAUGGAAAAAGCUUUGCAAUUUGAUGUGAUUGCCUCCUGCACUAGUUCAAAAGCUCGUACUAGUUUAAUGAAAUUACCACAUUACACAGUGGAAACACCAGUGUUUAUGCCUGUCGGUACCAAAGGAUCAGUUAAAUCUGUUUUACCAGAACAGCUGGAAGAUAUCAACUGUCAAAUUAUUCUAGGAAACACAUAUCACUUGGGAUUACGUCCUGGAGUUGAAUUACUAAAAAAAGCCAAAGGUCUUCAUAAUUUUAUGGGCUGGAAACGUGCUUUACUUACUGAUUCUGGAGGCUUUCAAAUGGUGUCAUUGUUACAUAUGGCUGAAAUUAAUGAAGAGGGUGUUAAUUUUGAAUCRCCUUAUGACGGUACACAAAGCUUGUUGACUCCAGAGAAAUCUAUUCAAAUACAAAAUGCAAUUGGUGCAGAUAUUAUAAUGCAGUUAGAUGAUGUUGUGCCAACUACAUCAAAAGACAACARAAGAAUGGAAGAAGCUACGUACAGGACUACACGUUGGUUAGAUCGUUGUUUAGGUGCUCAUGAAAGACCUGAUGAACAGAAUAUAUUUCCUAUUGUCCAAGGAGGUCUUAUUGAAGAUUUAAGAAGUUUAAGUGCCAAUUUACAUUUGGAAAGAAAAGUGAAUGGUUAUGCUAUWGGUGGCCUUGUUGGUGGAGAAGAAAAAGAAGAUUUUUGGAAAAUGGUUCUUCUAUCUACUAAUUUAUUACCUUGUGAUAAACCUAAGUAUGUAAUGGGAGUUGGAUUUGCAGUAGAUUUAGUAAUUUGUUGCGCUUUAGGAGCAGACAUGUUUGACUGUGUAUUUCCUACAAGAACAGCUCGAUUUGGUUGUGCGUUAAUUUCAAGUGGUCAAAUUAGUUUAAGACAAAAAAAGUUCAGAAUGGAUUUUGGACCAAUUGAAAAAAAUUGUAGCUGUUCAACAUGUAAGACAUAUACUCGAGCAUAUAUACAUCAAAUUGUCAGUACAGAACCUGUUUCUUGCAGUUUAUUAUCAGUGCAUAAUCUAAAUUAUCAAAUGCAAUUGAUGAAAGGUAUUAGAGAAAGCAUCAAGGUAAACAAAUUUCCAGAAUUCGUCCAGGAAUUUAUGACAAAUAUGUAUCCAGAUAAGAAUUAUCCACAGUGGUGCCGUGAUGCACUACAAUCAGUGAAUAUAGAACUGAAAUAAAAAUGUAUAUUUUAAGCACAGAGUUCUGAAAAUUGUUUUAUAUUAUUUUAACUUUGGAUUCMUAAUCUUCAUUUGUUGUAAAUUAUCAACUACUACUAAAUAAUUAUUGAAUAAUAUAAUUUUAUUUAUUUAUUUAUUUAUAAAGAUAUACAUUAUUUAAGUUAGAUUGGUACUUACUAUAAUUUAUAAGAUUUUAUUUUAAGACUUGUAUUAAAAACAGAAAAAUGGACCAAAAUUUAUUGACAGAUGUUUCUAUAAAAAAUUUUAAUAAUUUAAUUCAAAUCUUAUCCCUGACCAACCUCCACAUAUAUUGAAAAGAAAUUGGAAUCGUGACCUACUACUCUGAGAAAAAAAACAACAACAACAACAUUAACUAUACAAUCAUCCUUGCUACACCUAGUAUAUAAUAUAAUAUAAUAAAACCUAAAUAUUUUUGUGAGGGGUAUUACCAGUGGGUGACUUCCCCUAUCAUGUGAAUCAUGUUAUGUUCAUUAAUUCUAAUUGUUAUCAUAAUGACUUAUUGUACAGAUUAUGUGUAUAGAUUGUCU